Molecule: messenger RNA, 630 nt
Organism: Gongylonema pulchrum
Lineage: Eukaryota; Metazoa; Nematoda; Chromadorea; Rhabditida; Gongylonematidae
Source: the annotation of a GenBank genome assembly
AUGCAGCAAUCGAUGGAAUUUCAUCUGCCAGAUGCCAGCCCUUUUACAGCUCCGUGUGGCAAUGAUCCUUUGUAUUGUCCACUGAGAACUAGACAGGGUACCGUAUGUUACCAUCUGCUAACCAGGCUACACUACUGGGAACAAGCCAGCGAAGUGUGCGACGCGCAAUAUCAGUCCGAUCUUAGUUCCAUGCAUUCGAGGGAUGAAAUCGAUUUCAUCUAUCAAAUGGUAUUGCUGCAACCUACAGUAAGCGGUGAAACAAAAUACUGGAUUGGACUGCAUCGAAGAAAUGUUCAUGGCCAAUACGAAUGGUCAGAUGGUUCAGCGUUUGAUUACAUGGUACAGACGGUGGUAAACGAAGAUCCAGAUGAAGAAGCUGGUGCCUGCACAGCAAUUAAAUUCAAUGUCAGCACGAGGUCACUGCUUUCAUCGUCGCUAUACUACAAAAUGGGCAUUCCACCGCCUCCACAAAAAAGCGCUCCAGGUAUCCUUUCCUGCUUUUCCCCGAUAAAAACUCUUAAUGAUUCGGCUGGUUUGUUGGCAUUGCUGAUGAAAUUUGAGGAGCAAGGAAAGUUGAAAAAUAGUGUUUUUUUUUCGAAAAAAAGUUGGAUGAAUUUUAGUACCUUAUAA